AUGUCCACCGCAAGCGAUAUCUCUGCUUUCGAGCACUCCGUCGAACCCGCUCCAGCUGAAACGCUCUUCCAUGAUAAGAAAUGGACCUAUAUUCAGGAUUCGACUAGUAACACUGGUCAAUACGCUGGUCAAAUUCAAUUCAACCUUUCCACGAUCUCUUCUCAAGCUGCGUUUGUCAACUGGGAAGAGGCUGUCAUUCAGCUUCCAAUCAAGCUUCAGAUUCUCAAUGCUGGAGAAUCUUCUGUUACCUUGACCGCUGCUUGUACCAUUGAUCAGCUUGUUCCUAAGACAGGUGCCUGGCAAUUCAUUGGUUCCGUUCAAGUUGUUGUAGAUGGCGUGACCGUUCAGACGAAUCAAGUUCAUGAAAAUGUGAAUGCUACGUUCAAGGCGCUAACCGAAUGGGACUACAGCUCCUACGUUAAACGAGGACCAACGAGCAGCUUCGUGCUAGAUGAAUAUCGUCUACCAAUUCCCGGAGUCGCACAAAAUCUUGACAACAUGGCAACAUCCAAUUAUAUUAACGGCACCGUUGGCGAAUGGGGUCUUUUUAACACAUUUUCGAAUGUAAGUGCGUACGAACGAUCGCUAUUCACCGCGCUUGAUCAAAGCAGCGGUAAACUUGCAUAUGAUAUCAUGGGAUCUAAUGCCAGUAUCCAAGUUGUGUCAAAGCCGCAAGUAUACGUCGCGCCAUCUGGCGCCGUUGCUGCCGGUGCUCCAUUUUACGUAGCUCAUUGUUUAGCCUGCAUUAAGCUCUCUGACUUAUCCGACUACUUCAAGAAAUGUACGGUUGCAGCAACGAAUAUUGCUAGCAUCAACAGUAACAUGAGCUCCGGCAUCACUUGCCCAAUUCUCUGGAAUGGUUCAUCCGCAAAUACAACCAGCACUGGCGAAUCAACUGGUUUAGCUAUUCCAGGAUCAACAAAUUUAUUAGUCACAGCCGAUGUUAAUGGUACUGCAACUUCGGGAAGUGGUAUUGCUCCAUCGCAGACUUUCUCUCGUCUACUGGUUCCAACGUAUAGCCCAAAUCCAUCAGCUGACAACGCUCUCAUCCCAAAGAAGACGUUCCGUUACUUUGAACGUGUAAUUAACAAGUUUACUGUCCAAGCCGGUCAGUCAUUUUCAUGGACGGUGACGAAUAAUAUUGCCAAUUCGAAGAAAUUGAUUAUGCAACCUGUUAUUACAAAUGUAACCCCUGGAUCAAGCUCUUUACCAGAUGUGAUCAAUCCAUUCCGUAGUUGCUUUUCAACGAUUCCAGCCACGACGAGUCCUUAUGCAGCUUUAAAAAAUAUCCAAGUAACGGUGGGUAACGUCCCAAUUUGGAAUAACCCUGCCAACUUCGGCUACGAUCUAUUCGUACAAGAAAUGUCAAAAUCUGGCGUUGAUGGUGGCCUCGAUGAUGUCACUAAAGCUGGCUUACUGUCUCAGCGUCUAUGGGAAUCACUGUACCGAUUCAUUGCUGUUGACAUUGGCCGUCGUCUACCCAGCGAAGAUGGUGCAAGCAAGUCGAUCACUUUUUCGGGCACGAACAGCACGAACUACGCGCUUACGAUUUAUUUUCAUAUUCUACGUGAAGUCGUAGCAACUGUAGAUACUGCUAUGGGCACUGUCUCUCAAGGCGCGGUUCAAAACUAA
Messenger RNA from Phytophthora infestans T30-4, 1632 nucleotides. RefSeq lists its product as uncharacterized. The record is from RefSeq and is a predicted model, not a curated record. The transcript is spliced from 2 exons. Bases 1 to 1632 code for a protein of 543 amino acids. NCBI's taxonomy places the organism in Eukaryota, Oomycota, Peronosporomycetes, Peronosporales, Peronosporaceae.